AUGGCUCAACCCCAGAAAUGUGCUGCUGUCGUUGUGGGAGCCGGUCCAGCCGGUCUGGCGGUUGUGGGAAAUCUCCUGGAGAAGCAACUUGGAGGGAAGAUUGCCUGGGUUGACCCGUUAUUCCAAGGUGGCCGGAUAAACCAGAGAUACCGCGAGCUUCAGGGUGCCAGAAGAGGAACACUCCUGCUGACUGGUUCUGUUGGCUCAAUCAGCAAUACCAAGGUGUGCUAUUUUCAGGCGUACGCUACGGCCGUUCAACCUUUCCGCACUGUAAUCGAAAACACUCGUAUCCCCAACCCAUUUACGACGAUGGCCAAACUCGACCAAAAUAAAACCUGUCAUUUGCAUCAUGCUAUUGAUGUGGUUCGUGCUCUUACCGAUGGCAUCACAAAGAUGGAACGGGUUCUGCCGUGUCGAGGAGUUGUCACAGCUGCCAACCUGGCCGAGAAAACUGCUACCUGGACCGUUCGCAUCCGGUUGCAGGACUCGCAGGACGAAGUCGAGGUACUGACGCCUCGCCUCGUCGUGUGCACAGGGUCAUCCCCAACCGAGGUCUCUAUCUCUAUUCCCGGGCACCACAUUGAAAGACUGGACCUGGAUCUUGUACUGAAGCCCAGCGACCUGGUGUCGCAUCUUCCCCGAGAUAAGCCCUUGACCGUCGCCGUAGUAGGAGCGUCGCAUAGCGCCAUCCUUGCCCUCCUCAACCUGGUAGAUUUGGCCCGCACAUCCCAUCCCGAGCUCCGUAUCAAGUGGUUCACGCGGCAUUCCCUGCGGUAUGCCGAAUUCAUGGACGGCUGGAUUCUCCGGGACAACACCGGACUCAAAGGGUCUGCCGCCGACUUCGCCCGUCAGCAACUAGAGGAUGACAAGCUGCCACAUUCCGAGGCUGGCCGGUUCAUCACCAAGGUCUACUGCGGCGACAACCAGGAACAAGCACAGUAUGAGCGGCAUCUGCCCUCGUGCUCGUACCUAGUACAGGCCGUCGGCUUCACACGGGACCCGCUGCCAGAGCUGUCAAUCAAUGGCUCCUCAUUGGAGCCCGAGUUCGACCCGGUUUCGGGAGGCUUCCGCGACUCCAACGGCCGCGUUGUCCGGGGUCUGUAUGGGGCGGGCAUCGCUUUCCCGGAGCGGGUGGUCGAUCCGUAUGGCAACGUCGAGCAUGCGGUCGGCUUCUUCAAGUUUAUGAACUUUGUGAAGCGGGUGUGUCCCCAGUGGGUGUCGUAG
Messenger RNA from Aspergillus piperis CBS 112811, 1224 nucleotides. RefSeq lists its product as uncharacterized. Lineage: Eukaryota; Fungi; Ascomycota; Eurotiomycetes; Eurotiales; Aspergillaceae. The coding region runs from base 1 to 1224 and encodes 407 amino acids. The transcript is spliced from 3 exons. The record is from RefSeq and is a predicted model, not a curated record.